This is a messenger RNA of Paraglomus brasilianum, 2089 nucleotides long. The record is from the annotation of a GenBank genome assembly. NCBI's taxonomy places the organism in Eukaryota, Fungi, Glomeromycota, Glomeromycetes, Paraglomerales, Paraglomeraceae.
AUGGAGAGCAUAGAGGAAUCAGUCGAGGCUGAGACAACUGCAUCUAUAAUUGACUCAUAUUUGCUCAGUGAGCCACCAACCACUAAAAAGAGACGGGAGAUUCCUGAUCGAAAGAACCACAAAAAAUUUGUUGCAAAGCCUUCGUACGUGCAGCAAAGUAAACAUCAUUCUUUUGAACCGUGGGCAAAUUCUGCUGGAUCCGGAAUAAAACACGACGUGGUUAAUCUUGCGGUAGUAAACGAUAGGCCCCAAUUAGACUCUAGCAAAAUAGAACAGCCGGAUAACAUUAAUGGCGCAACUACUUCCAACAAUCAUACGUUAGUCGAGUCAAAACAUUCUGAUGAAUAUGGUCGAAAACCAAUUGCCGUAAGUAAAUCGAAUAGAGCUUAUCGACAACUAGUCCCGUUGGCGCAGAUUUCUCAAGAUAAAGAUACCUUUAAUGCGUCUCAAGGUAACAAGUUCUUGGAAGUGCCAAAAUCUGCAAACACCCCUGUAAAUGUUCGCUCAUCCAAGUUCGGACAUACGUCGAUAAAUAUUUCCGAGCUGGGCAAUCGAUUUAGCUCAAUUUCUGGAGACACCUCUCACACGCUUGUGGGCAAUGAAACAUGGUAUACAAAUGCGGACCAGAAUAAUAAAAUUGCAACACCACAUUCAGUAGGCACUGUUUACGAGAUGCCGCCUUCGGCAUUUCAUACUCUACCAACACCAAUCGAAAACAAGCUACACAAUAAACAACCCUAUAUAAACAACGUAAAUAACACUCCGCAGCUCAAAUCGAUCCCAAAGACCCAAGAACAUUCUUUAAUACCUCACGCUAGAAAUGAAGACACGGUAAUAAAUACAGAGUUGCAACCUCAUCAAGUCCGCCAACGGUUGCCAGAAAUACAUGAAGAGAGUCCCGCGUAUCAAGAAAUACCGGGCGACUCUGUGGCAGUUUUAGAUCUAGAAAAUUCAACCAAUACAGUAUCUGGUCAGAAACCAAGCAUAGGAAUACCCAUCCAAGAAGCGCCCAUGACUCCAGAAGAGAACGUACCUCGCAAAUCAAUCUUUGGUUGGUUCAAGUCUUUCAUAGAGAAGAAAGAACAAUUUGGCAUAGCUGUACUUCCGAUGCAAGAUCUCACGUCUAUUUAUAACUCACCGGAUGCUCGCUAUGGGGCAGCUGUUGAUCCUGAUGAGUAUGGCGCGAGGUACGAAGUUAAAAGUACCCCCGAGUUGCAAUCAAACGUAUACCCAAUCUAUUCAUAUGCGCAUAACGUGAACGGUGCCAAAGGUCAAAAAUAUGCCGACCCAAAAUCUAGCAGUGUGUCAACAGCAUACACUAAUGAGAAAGGGUUUUACAACAAGGUUCCAUCAAUCGAGUUGGAUAAGCAAUCCAUAUCGAUUCACUCUUUGGUAUCGACUGAAUCUAGGAAAAGCUAUCCGUUGCGAGCUUUGGUACGCAAGUCAUUAGCUUAUCAGAAAAGACAAUGGGUCGUAAAUGUUUGCUGCGUCACGCUAUGUCCAAUAUUAAUGGUUGCAAUUGCGGGUCUGAUGGCUAUUAUUGUGACACACUUGGUCCUCAAGAAUAAUCCGGCAGUGGAAAUUUUAAUGUGCUCCCAAGUAAAAUCGGUGGACCCGCGAAACGUAGAUUAUGAACAAACAUAUGAUGAUCUCGUCUCAACACCGGCAUCUGAAGUUCCAAAUGUGCCGGAAAAAUUUUCCACCGUAAAACACGCUAAUUUCUAUAUACCGUUAGUAAGCUUUGACUUUUUCUCUCUGCCAGAUGCGCCAGAUGAUUGUGUGAUCUGGAUGAGGCAAGACUAUCCGAUUCGCGAACCAUACGAAGUGGACCCCAAUGUGAAUGCCUCCUUAAGGCUGGAUAGUACUUUUCGACCUGCGCCAGAAGGGGGAUGGCUCAACUUUACCAACCCACGGAAUGUGAUUGCUUUAGCAAAAUCUCAAACUUUUCAACAACUAUUUGUUAUUGAAAGUUUCGGCGUUGAUGCUGGAGACAAACCGUUGAAGAGUCCACUGGUCUUACCUCAGAAUACGCCAUUGGAUCCGGGUUCUUUAGCCGCCUUCGCCUUACAAUCAACCAGAGGGGAUUCUG